AUGGUCGGAGGAGUCGCGCCGCACGUCACAGAGCUUGCAGCAGCUCUUGCUCGCAGAGGACACGAGGUGCAUCUUUUUGCUCGGGCCAGCGGGGCUGGAGAGAGCUACGAGAUUGUUCAUGAUGUCCACAUACACAGAGUGCCGAUCGAGCUCGACGAGGACUUUGUUUCCGAGUGCAACAACAUGUGCAACUCGUUUGUCUGGUUCAUCAGAGAGUCGGAAAAUUUCAUGCAGGCUCACUUCGAUAUCAUUCAUGCUCACGACUGGCUCGCUGCCAAGACAAUCGUGCAGGAAGUGGUCAAGAAAGAGACAAAGGUAGAUGUAGAUGUAGGGAAAGACAUCAAGUUACAGAAGAUUGGAAGGAAAACAAUCUUAACCUGCCACUCGACAGAGUUUGGACGAUGCGGAAACACUCACUUCGAUGGACAAGCAGCUCGGAUCAGAGCGAUCGAGCAAGAAGGUUGCGACCAUGCGGAUCGCGUCAUCGCAGUGUCUGGUCGACUCUGUGAUGAAGUAAAGUCCUUAUAUCACUGCGACAACAAGCUGAGGAUGGCGUACAACGGAAUUCAAUUGCACAACUUCGAUGGGAUGAUUGAUUGUGCAGACGUCAAGGGGAGGUAUGGCAUUGGAGCCUUUCAGCCGACGAUUCUGUUUGUUGGUCGACUUGUCGUUCAGAAGGUGAAAUCACUUGAGAGAGACAGAGAAUUCGUGGUGGCCGUGGCUGUUGUUUGGGCACGAGAAUUGAACGUUGGCCAUGCAGUCCGCUUCCUUGGUACCAUGUCAGGAACUCCUUUGAAGGAUCUUCUCAAAGCUACAGACAUGGUUUGCGUGCCUUCUCGCAAUGAACCCUUUGGCAUCGUCGUCCUUGAGUUCUCUCUCGACCAGGCCUGGGCUUGCGGCAAGCCAGUGGUUGUUACGCAGAGUGGAGGGCCGGGAGAGUUUGUCAGGCACGGGGAGGAUGGGUACCACGUGUACAACGAGCCCAACAGUGUGGCCUGGGGGGUGAAGGAAGUCUUCAGCAACUUUGAUCGAGCAAGGGAGAUGGGAAUGAGAGGAAGGGACAGGUGCGAACAUGAGUUCUCAUGGGACAAGAUUGCGGAGACGACCGAGAAUGUUUACUAUGAAGUUGCUUGA
Guillardia theta CCMP2712 is the source of this 1134-nucleotide messenger RNA. RefSeq lists its product as hypothetical. The transcript is spliced from 18 exons. The record is from RefSeq and is a predicted model, not a curated record. Gene Ontology annotation, molecular function: glycosyltransferase activity. The coding region runs from base 1 to 1134 and encodes 377 amino acids. NCBI's taxonomy places the organism in Eukaryota, Cryptophyceae, Pyrenomonadales, Geminigeraceae.